Molecule: messenger RNA, 1634 nt
Organism: Sinocyclocheilus grahami
Lineage: Eukaryota; Metazoa; Chordata; Actinopteri; Cypriniformes; Cyprinidae
Product: cyclin-G1
Exons: 6
Coding region: 187-1086 (299 amino acids)
Source: RefSeq, a predicted model, not a curated record
GGAAGCAGCAUGUGCGUCACUGCCUGACGCCGAGGGUUUGGGGUGUGCAGGGCGCAGAAGUUAUAUUGCUUUAAACUUACAUGCUUGGAACUUUCUUUUUAAUAACUUUAUUUUGCAUUUUAUUUCAUGAACUCACAGAUUCGUCUUUUUUUUUAGUUUUUAAGAACACAGUGAAAUCUAUGAAAGAUGAUUGAGCAGGUGACCGGAGCAGGGGCUUUGCCCUUUACCGUCCAGCUCAAAGCUCUUCUGGACCAAGAAGCCAGAUAUCAGCCCAAACUCUGUGGUCUCCGAAUCAUCGAGUCCGCUCCGGAGAACGGUCUGAGAAUGACCGUCAAGCUGAGAGACUUUCAAGUCCGAGACCUUCUCUCCUUGACACGGUUCUUCGGCUUCAGUUCGGAGACGUUCUCCCUCGCUGUGAGUCUUCUAGACCGGUUCCUGGCUGUGAUGAAGAUUCAGCCCAAGCAUCUGGCCUGUGUGGGUCUCUGCUGCUUCUACAUCGCCGUGAAGACGUCCGAAGAGGAGAAGAGCGUUCCUUUGGCCAGUGACCUCCUCAGGAUCAGCCAGAACCGCUUUACGGUCCACGACAUGAUGAGGAUGGAGAAGAUCAUUCUGAAGAAGCUCUACUGGAAGGCCAAGGCUCCAACCGCCCUUCACUUCCUCAGAUUCUUUCACGCUCGCAUUCAAGAGCAGCUGGACGCAGAAAGUAAGCGGAUUCUGAACAUCGAGAGGCUGGAGGCUCAGUUGAAGGCUUGCCAUUGCUCCUUUACUUUCACUAAAAUCAAGCCUUCGCUGCUUGCUUUGUCUCUUCUGGCUCUGGAGAUCGAAGAUGAGCACGAGUGUGAGCCGGUUCCUGCUCUCAGAGAGGCUCUGGAUGCUCUGCGGGAGACUUUGACUGUUAAAGCUGGAGACCUGGUUUGCAUGAGGGAGCUGGUGGCUAAAUGCCUGGCUGAAUACGCCUCCACCAAGUGCCUGAAGCCAAACGGCCAGAGACUGCGAUGGAUGAUUUCGGGUCGAACCACCAGACAACUGAAGCACAGUUACUACAAGAUCGCCCAUCUACCCACGAUCCCUGAAUACGCUUGCUAAGACCGUUAGUGUUGAGCGCCCGACACUAAUUUCUUUACAUCUGCUAAAUUUGCUUUCCCUUUCCUCCGUCUUUGUUCUCUUUUGCCAUGAUUGUAUUUAUUUCACGUCUUGAUUGCUAGUCAAGGGUGAGUUUGAGCAUGUAAGGCUUGCACGUGAACAGUAUGUUCAUCUGAAUCGGCGCGUUUAAAGCAAUGAAGUAUAGAACCGCCUAGGUCCUCAGUCCACCGUGUGGAAGAGGAGGGAGAAGGGUUUUGAGAUUCAAGACAACCACAGACCCAAACCCCUUCACUCCCACCCUAGGCUGUCAGCUGUCGUAAUGCACACUCCUACCCAAGGUGACGAAACUAGAUGUUUUUGUUUUCUUUUCUUUUAUGCCAUUUUGCUUAAGAAAUCUGGAUGGCUAUGGAAACUCAGGCUUUGAUUUCCUAACUACUUACUAAGUGACCAGCCUGACGCUCCUUUUACAUUUGGUUAUUACUAGUCUUGUGUAACCGUGACCAUUUGUUUCAUACUUAACUCCAACACAAACCACGAGUGGUACAAAUAAA